Lecanosticta acicola is the source of this 942-nucleotide messenger RNA. The record is from the annotation of a GenBank genome assembly. Lineage: Eukaryota; Fungi; Ascomycota; Dothideomycetes; Mycosphaerellales; Mycosphaerellaceae.
AUGGCGUCAGCAAUGGAGAGGGAGUUCGAGGCAAGAUUUGAGCCCGGCCGCCGCGACAGCAAGAUGCCCGUCUCGACUCCCAUCAAGCAGGAGCAAGAAAUGCCUCGAAAGCAGUCCCCUGAGACCACGUUCGACGGCUGGUCUUCUCCCGCCAACAACUGGUCUACUCCGCCACCGGCCCCAGCGUCUUCUCCACCCAUCGCCCAAUACACGCCUCACCAGCUCCGCAAGAUUGGCGAGCAAUGUGGCAACCGCUUGCCGCCCGCCAGCGCCGUGCAGAGCAUGUUUCUGUACGAGAUGCAGCGCCAGACCGAGCUCGAGAGCCUCUUUCACGGCUCCAUCUUCCAGCUCGCCAAGCAAGAAGAUGACACCACGGCGCAGAACAAGCGCAUUCAAGACCUCGAGGAUCGCCUCGCCCGUUUCGAAAAGCAGACCGCUUCACGUGACCUUCAGGAGCGCCUCGCCACCUCUAAGACCGCCAUGAGCGUCCAGCAGCACCGUCUCGACCACUGUCUUGGCCGUGUCGCAACCCUCGAGGGUAAGCUCGUCAGCCUCACGGACGACAUCGACACCAAAAAGGCUGCCCAGGAGUCCACUGCUGCCGAGGAUACCACCACAUCUUCCGCCGAGAUCAAUCGGGACAUCGAGGUGAUAAAAGAAGAGGUGAACGUGCUCUUCGGAGACCGUGACGGCAUCAUUGAAAUGGUCGACGACAUCAAGACUCGGCUCUCCAAGCUCGAGGACAACGUACGCAUGCUCACCCUGCAGAACACCGCUAUCAGAUCGCCAACUCCAACCCAGUCUAUCGACUUGCAGACGCCUAACACAAACGGCCUCGCCCUGGGGGUCCCAAAAGGUAAGCCAGCUGUCUCCCUUAACAAGGAGAAUCGACAUGUUGCCGCUAUUCGCAGCUUCACCCCUGGCAAGCAGUGGGCAGCUUAG